Triticum aestivum (bread wheat) is the source of this 1600-nucleotide messenger RNA. RefSeq lists its product as uncharacterized. Bases 154 to 1572 code for a protein of 472 amino acids. NCBI's taxonomy places the organism in Eukaryota, Viridiplantae, Streptophyta, Magnoliopsida, Poales, Poaceae. The record is from RefSeq and is a predicted model, not a curated record. The transcript has a single exon. Gene Ontology annotation, molecular function: protein binding.
UUUGCGCCACUGGGUAACUUUACAAGACCCAUUCUGCAUUGAGCUAACAACAAGUCAACAACACGUUUGCGCUUGUCACAGAAUCAAUUUAUAAGACCCAUUCAGUCGUGUCGAGACGAGAGGAUCUAUUCCCCUCAAGCGAGUUCAGCGUCGAUGGCGAACAAGGGGGCGCGUCGCGGCCGCCGCCGGCGCAGCAACGGCAAGCCCAAGAGAGCGCCGAGGCGCGAGCCGAUCCCGCCAGGGCCAACGGGCGUGCACCACAUCCCCGACCACCUCCUCGAGCUCGUCCUCCUGCGCGUAGGCUCCUCCCUCGCCCUCCUCCGCGCCGCCUUCACCUGCAAGCGCUGGCGCCGCAUCGUCGCGGCCGCCGCCUUCCUCGCCCGGUUCCGCUCCCUCCACGCGGCCCACGUGCCAGGCCACCACCACGUCGUCGACCCCAGCUUCAAGGAGCCGCCGCCCGACGGGAACAGCAACCAUGUCUACGUGCCGGACCCCUCGACGGCCGAUGCCAUCGACAGACGCCGCCUCGCCCUCGAUUUCCUCCCGGAGGGCGACCGCUCGUUGCCUUGGGAGCUCGGGGACAGCCGCGGGAGCCUCCUGCUGCUCUACCGGAGGAAUAUCGUCUGGCACAGGAUAACCUACAGAACGUGGUACUCGGAGCUCCACUUCUCCGACAUGGUCGUCUGCGACCCGCUCACGCGGACGUACCAGACGAUCCUCUGCUCGGACGAGGCUGGCUCCCGCCUGUUCCUCGGCGUGUUCCUGCUCGACGGCGUCGCCGUGGACGAGUCUGGUGGCGGCUUCAUCACCAUGUCGAACUUUCGGGUGCUCGCCGUGGGCUACGAAAGCCAUGAUUUCGAGGAUGGCCGCGGCACACCCCGUGCCUCCGUGUUCUCCUCCGGCAGUGAAGGCGGCUGGCAGAUCGCGGCCGAGAACGACGUGUCCAUUCCAGAGUAUGCCUUAAUCAGUUUCAUAGGGCGCGCGCGUUCUUCACUCUACUGGAGGAUGGAGCGUGAGAGCGUCGUGCUGGCCCUCGACGAGACCACCCUCGAGUUCUCGCUCGUCGAGUUCCCGUGUACGGUCAUGGGCAUGCCGGAGGAAUCUUCAGCCUUCCGUGUCAUUGGCGGCCACGAUGGCGCGCUGCGCGUUGUCCGCGUGAUGGUCAACAAUGACCUCACGGUCUUCGUGCAGCUCCAGGGCAGCGGCGAGUGGGUGGCCGAGAAGGUCGUAAGCCUGCCGGAGGCGACCUGCGGGCAGCCGGGGCGCGAGGAGACGUACUUCCAGCGACCUGGCAAGAUCGUAUCCGCGAGUACGAGGUACAUCCUCGUGACACCACAGGAGGAGACAUGGAUUGUCUCUGUCGAUCUCGAGACGCUGGAGGUGGAGCGGGCGCAUGAGAGGAACAGGUACGCCGGUGCGGCGUACCCGUUCGAGCUGCCAUGGCCACCGGCCUUGCAGGCCUGCCGUGCGGCCGAUCGCCGGCGCAGCAGGAGGAUAUAUGUGCCGCCGACGUUCGCCUACGAAUUAGUUAACUGUAUUUGUAACGCACCAACGUGCUCGGGCACGUCAUAGCGCGCCAUGCCGCUGUUUGUUCGUCGCA